AUGGUUUCUUCGCCCACAAGUGAUACAAUACAUAUAAGGGAGGUGUGGCAUGACAAUCUUGAAGCCGAGUUUGCUUUAAUUCGAGAUAUUGUAGAUGAUUACCCGUACAUUUCUAUGGAUACUGAGUUUCCGGGCAUUGUUAUUUGGCCUGUAGGUGAUUUUAAGACUAGAGCUGAGAUAAAUUUUAAGUCCCUUAAGGCUAAUGUGGAUCUUCUGAAGGUAAUUCAAUUGGGCCUAACCUUCUCUGAUGAAAAUGGGAAUCUCCCUACUUGUGGAACUGAUAAAUACUGCAUUUGGCAGUUUAAUUUUCGUGAAUUUAACCUUGACGAAGACGUUUACAUGCAUGACUCCAUAGAACUAUUAAGCAAUAGUGGCAUUGAUUUCAAGAAAAAUAGCGAGGACGGUGUCCAUGUUUAUGAAUUCAGCCAACUUCUGAUGACGUCUGGGGUUGUAUUGAAUGAUGAGGUCCAUUGGGUGACUUUUCAUAGUGCGUAUGAUUUUGGGUACUUGUUGAAGCUAUUGACUUGGAAGAGUUUGCCUGAGACUCAAGCUGAGUUCUAUGAUUUGCUCAAGAUGUACUUCCCGAUUAUCUAUGAUAUCAAGUAUCUGAUCAGGUUCUGCAACAAUCUUUAUGGCGGAUUGAACACUAUUGCAGAGCUCUUGGGCGCGAAGCGAGUUGGCACCUGUCAUCAAGCUGGUUCUGAUAGUUUGCUAACUUGUUCUACAUUCAUCAAGUUAAGAGAGACUUCCUUUCGAGGCUCAAUCGAGAUGUAUGUUGGCGUGUUGUAUGGUCUUGAUAUUGGGAAAUGA
Molecule: messenger RNA, 810 nt
Organism: Fraxinus pennsylvanica
Lineage: Eukaryota; Viridiplantae; Streptophyta; Magnoliopsida; Lamiales; Oleaceae
Source: the annotation of a GenBank genome assembly